AUGUCAAACCGCGAUCUCUUGCCCCAGUUGGCAAGCUUGGGGGCAAAUGGACUGAUAGUGCCUGCCACCAAAUUCAAACAGUCUCGGACUUGCGCUUCUCUCUUUGAAACGCGCCCAGAAAAGAUAGAAAUCGCAUACGAGAACAUCUUGUUCGCCGAGCCGUCCGAAAAAGACGAAACCUCCAUCAAAAUCAGCUAUGGAGACGUGUCUAAAACUUCUUGCAUUCCGAAAACCGUCGUAGCAGCUUUCGAUGGAGGAGACCCCGCUGCCGUGGCCGAUGAAAUUAUGCAGAAGGCCUACGGAGCAGCCAAGCCGAAAAAACGGUUCCUGAUCCUCGUCAAUCCCAAUGGAGGAACUGGACACGCAGCAAGAGUGUUCAAGUACGCCUCUGAACCUCUUCUCCGGGCAGCAAACUGUUCCUUGAACGUUGUGGAAACUACUCACCGGUACCAUGCCCAGGAGAUUGGUGCAGAAAUUCCUAUGGACAAAUACGAUGCUAUCAUGUGUUGUUCUGGAGACGGUAUCCCACACGAGGUCAUCAAUGGUAUGGCCUCCCGUCCCGAAGACGGAGCCCAGCUGCUGCAAUCCGUGGCUAUCUGUCAGCUGCCCUGUGGAUCGGGAAACUCGCUGUCGUGGUCGCUAAAUGGCACUUCUUCUGCGUCUAUCGCAACAUUGAAAAUGAUCAAGGGAAGAGCCAUUCCCGUGGACUAUAUGGCUGUAACCCAGGGCGACAAGCGCGUCGUUUCGUUCCUCUCGCAGGCGUGGGGACUGGUGGCGGACCUGGACCUUGGAACUGAGCAUCUGCGAUGGAUGGGAGGAGCACGGUUCACAGUCGGAGCUAUUGCACGAAUCAUCAACCGAAAAGCCUACCCGUGUGAAAUAGCAGUCAAAGUACACACCCGAGAUGUACGCGAGCUCAGCAAACACUACCAAAAAUACAUUGUGGACCGAGUGGAUCCUCUCAGUAGUGAGGAGAUUGCCAAGCUCGACCCCAACGUGUUUGCUUCGCUCAAAUAUGGCUCUGUCAACGACCCGAUUCCUUCUGACUGGGAAGUCUCGACAUCCAAGGAAAUGGCAAACUUCUAUACCGGUAAGAUGCCCUGGGUGUCUGCGGACUCUUUGGCAUUCCCUGCUGCCAUCCCUCAUGAUGGCCUUAUCGACGUCAUGACAUGGGACGGCAAGGUUGGUCGAAGUGACGCUGUCAAUCUGCUGGUUGCCUCGGAAACUGGCCGUCAUAUCGACCUGCCCGUUGCGGGAUACAUGAAAAUCGAGGCAUUCCGAAUCACGCCUAUUGGAAAGUCGGACUAUAUUAGUAUUGACGGAGAGAGCUUUCCCAUUGAGCCAUACCAGGUCGAAGUUCUCCCCAGAGCAGGGCUCUAUCUGGCCCACGAGGGCACAUAUAUUCGAUCUGGCUUCCCCUUCAAGAAGUAUUAG
Messenger RNA from Yarrowia lipolytica CLIB122, 1434 nucleotides. RefSeq lists its product as uncharacterized. NCBI's taxonomy places the organism in Eukaryota, Fungi, Ascomycota, Dipodascomycetes, Dipodascales. Gene Ontology annotation, biological process: sphingosine biosynthetic process; phosphorylation. The record is from RefSeq and is a predicted model, not a curated record. Gene Ontology annotation, cellular component: cytoplasm; membrane; intracellular membrane-bounded organelle.